AUGCGGCGGGGCACCGCGGCUCGGGUGCGGGUGUGGGUGGACGGACAGCUGUUCGAGGCGGAGCGCGGGCUGCUGGAGGAACACUGUGGCUUCUUCCGCGGCCUGUUCCGCUCGGGCAUGCGCGAGGCGCGCGCGGCGGAGGUGCAGUUGGGCGCGCUCACAGCGGAUGGCUUUGGCGCGGCGCUGCGGGUGCUGCGGGGCGAGCGCCCGGCGCUGGCGGGCGCCGAUGAGCUGCUGCAGGCGGUGGAGUGCGCGGCCUUCCUACAGGCGCCGGCGCUUGCGCGCUUCCUGGAGCACAGCCUGGAGGCGGACAACUGUGCGCUGCUGUGCGACGCAGCGCUCGCAUUCGGCCUGCGCGACCUGUUCCUCAGCGCGGCGCUCCUGAUCCGCGACGGCGGGCGCGGGCUGGCAGCGGGGCUGUCGCUGCCCGAGGCGCGCGCGCACGUAGAGGCGCUGCAGCCCAGCAGCCUGGUGGCAGUGAGCGCGCUCACGCCGGCGCCCGGCUUCCCCGAGCACGCGGCGCGCACGCUGUGCUACCUGGACGAGGACGCGGGCGCGUGGCGCGUGCUGGCGGCGCUGCCCCCCGAGGCCAGCACGCUGCUGGCGGGCGUGGCCACGCUGGGCAACAAGCUGUACGUCGUGGGCGGUGUGCGCGGCGCCAACAAGGAGGUGGUGGAGCCCGGCUUCUGCUACGACCCCGACCGUGGCGCGUGGCGUCAGCUCCCCGGCCCGCACCAGCCGCGCUACGACCCGGCCGCGCGGGCCGACACCUGGCUGCCCGUGGCCGAGCUGCGACGCCCGCAGAGCUACGGCCACCGCAUGGUGGCCCACCGCGACAGCCUCUACGUCGUGCGCAACGGGCCCUCCGACGACUUCCUGCACUGCGCCAUCGACUGCCUCAACCUGGCCACGGGUCAGUGGACGGCGCUACCGGGCCAGUUCGUCAAUAGCAAAGGAGCGCUUUUCACGGCCGUGGUGCGCGGCGACACUGUCUACACGGUCAACCGCGUGUUCACGCUGCUCUAUGCCAUCGAGGGCGGCACUUGGCGCCUGCUUGGCGAGAAGGCCGGCUUCCCCAGGCCCGGCUCCCUGCAGACGUGUUUCCUGAGGCUGCCCUCCGGCACUGCGGGACCCGUGGCGUCGUCAACGCCAGAACUGUGA
Messenger RNA from Carlito syrichta (Philippine tarsier), 1161 nucleotides. It is a transcript of the gene KBTBD13, whose product is annotated as kelch repeat and BTB domain containing 13. The coding region runs from base 1 to 1161 and encodes 386 amino acids. The transcript is spliced from 2 exons. The record is from RefSeq and is a predicted model, not a curated record. Gene Ontology annotation, molecular function: protein binding. Lineage: Eukaryota; Metazoa; Chordata; Mammalia; Primates; Tarsiidae.